Durusdinium trenchii is the source of this 567-nucleotide messenger RNA. NCBI's taxonomy places the organism in Eukaryota, Dinophyceae, Suessiales, Symbiodiniaceae. The record is from the annotation of a GenBank genome assembly.
AUGAAGCAGUGCUCUGAGGUGGAUUUCGAGGUUCGAUGGCUGCCCUUUCAACUGGAUCCCGCCGCAUCUGAGAAGGCGUCUAGUCGCAUGGAGGCUUAUGCAAAGAAGUUCGGCAAGGGGAAGGAAGAGGUGAAGCAGAUGGGAGCAUGGAUGAAAUCCAAGUUCGAUGCCGCAGAAUUGCCCUACAACUUCACAGAGUCUGCUUUGGUGAGCAACACAUUUGAUGCCCAUCGCGUGCUGACAGCGGCUUACAAGCAUGGCGGGGCUGCAGCGCAGGACAAGGCGGCCGAAGCCUUGUUCCAUUCGUACUUUGCAAAAGAGAAGGCGCCCAACGACCCAGAGGAGCUGAAGGAGGCCGCCAAGGCCGCGGGCCUGGAUGCCACAGCCUUGAUGGACAAAAGCUAUGUGGCAUCUGAGACUCAGGAGGAAAUGAAAGUGGGCAAGAAGCUUGGAGUGCGGGGCGUCCCACACUUUGUGAUCCGGACCGAAGGGUCCAGGAGCGAGGAGAUCUCAGGUGCCCAGCCAUCUGAGGCGUUCCUCAGCGUUUUUCAGUCCAUGACUCGCUAG